Pochonia chlamydosporia 170 is the source of this 1410-nucleotide messenger RNA. RefSeq names its product C6 zinc finger domain-containing protein. The transcript has a single exon. Lineage: Eukaryota; Fungi; Ascomycota; Sordariomycetes; Hypocreales; Clavicipitaceae. The record is from RefSeq and is a predicted model, not a curated record. The coding region runs from base 1 to 1410 and encodes 469 amino acids.
AUGUCCGCUGGAAGAGCUUGUGAUGGUUAUGCUCCCCCUGCGGUUCAAUUCAUCGUCAACAAUCAAAGGCUCGCCUAUGCAAGGGGGACGAGAAAACCAACUGCUCUAUGCUUCUCCGGGGCAUCUACGAGAUCGCUCUCGGUGAGCAUCGACGGUAAUGAUAUGGAGAAGCAAUUCUUUUGCAGCUACAGACGCGCCACAGAAGCCGGAGUCGCUAUGCACUCGUGUGGCGUCUCCUCUUUCUGGACUACUCUAGCGCCUCAGUUUGGUCAUCACGAUGAGGCCGUCAAGCAUGCACUUAUAUCGCUUGGCGCAUCAUAUCACCUAUAUAAAGUGAGAAAGGGAAAGUCGAAUCACUUACCGGAUUCCUCACCUGCGAUUAAAAAGCUGCAAGGUUUUAUCUGGCGGGAAUAUAACCUGGCAAUUAAGCAACUUCAUGGCCACCUUGACCACCCGGAACCUCAGAGGAUCGCAUUGGUCCUCAUCACCUGCCUGAUAUUUAUCGCCUUGGAGCUCCUCGGUGGUGAUCACCGCAAUGCAAUUGUGCACAUGAGGAAUGGUAUACGUAUUAUCACCUCUGUACUGGACAUACAACGCCUUCGAAAUGCUUCAUCAAGACCUUGGAUGAAAGGCUCAUCAUUAUCAGAAGCUGAUUUAUGGGAAAUCAUUGUUCAGUUCCGCAAUGUCGAGUUCGCCUUGGGUGGCUUUUCGUCCGAUAUCCCGCUGAUGCUUGGACGACAGCUCCGCAGAGAUCACUCCGGUUUUGGUAAUACGUCGAUCACCAAUGUAGCCCAAGGUUACGAGGCCAGGAUCGAAUAUGUUAAUAACAUAAUGGUUCGUUGCUGGGAGGUGCGGGAUCACAGAGGUGAUGAGGCCUUUUGGGCUCAGCAACAUAUGUGUCGAGAACACAGUACCCUGCGUGAACAAGGCAGGGCUAUCAUGUGUGCUCUUGAGUCACUUUGGGCUGGACCCCAGGCACCACCGCCUGGAACAUGGCUUUCGUACAGCAGUCAAAUGGAUUGGCUCCUUGUGAAUAGUGCAAGAACAUUAGUCGAGCUAUUGCCUUUUGGAAUCGAUUCUCAUCUACAAAUGGCUCAAACGCCUCACAUUCAGGACGAACUUUCAAGAGGCGUAUGCUUUGCGGCGAAGAUGUACCUCACACACGAUACGACGGAGAGGUCGCCCUCAAACUUCACUCUAGAAACGGGUGUUGUUGGGCUCAUGUACUGGUCGUGGGUGUAUAGUCACAGGCCGGAGACAAAGGCCGCGGCAUUACGAAUCAUCCAAGAGUCAGACCAGAGGGAAGGUCCGUGGGAUGCCGAUAGCAGUCUAAAUUUCAUAUCGGGCAACAAGGAGCCUCAUCUACUCGUUAGUUUCUGGAGAAAUCCGCACACUAUGGGCCCAAACUAG